CGUUCGAAAGUAAUCGCCGCGCGCGCUUUGUUCAAGCAAGAUGUCGGCGCCCAUGGAGGUAGUGGUUUCUGCCGAUUCAAGUGGCCAGUUAUGGAAUUGUGCAGUCUUCGAUCUUCAUUCAGGGACCAAUCUUUUGUCCUAUCGAGGUGGAAACAGUUCGUCUAGGUCCCUUACUGUCCUCAAUGGCGAAUACAUUCUUGGAGCACAGCUGGGAAAGAACUUCAUCAACGUAUGGGAAGUCCAGAGGAAGGACCAGCUCCAGCAGAAGAUCGUGUGCCCUGGCAUCGUGACCUGUCUCACAGCCUCACCUGACGGACUCUAUGUGCUGGCGGGGAUCGCCGACGCCAUUUACCUGUGGGAGGUUUCCACGGGCAACCUGUUGGCCAUCCUGAACCGCCACUACCAGGACCUGACCUGCCUCCGCUUCACCGAUGACAGCAGUCACUUCAUCUCUGGAGCCAAGGACAACCUGGCGCUCAUCUGGAGUCUGGUCAGUGUGGUGCAGCUGGAACCCUCUCACACUCCAGAGCCGCGCCACGUCCUGUCACGCCACUCGUUACCCAUCACCGACAUCCACUGCGGCCUCAUGGGAGCUCAGGCACGCGUCGCCACCGCCUCCCUCGACCAGACCGUGAAGCUGUGGGAGGUCUCCUCAGGUGAGAUGCUGCUCUCAGUGCUCUUUGACGUCAGCAUCAUGUCCGUCACCCUUGACCCCUGCGAGUACUUCCUGUUUUGUGGAGGCAGCGAUGGGACCAUCUAUCAAGUGUCUCUGUGCAGCCCGAGCCUGAGUCGGGAUAAGACCUUCCAGUCAGACAGCGAGGGAAACCAGGUGUUUAAAGGCCACAGGAACCUGGUGACGUGUCUCUCUGUCUCCAUGGACGGAACACUCCUGCUGUCGGGUUCCCAUGACGAGACGGUCAGACUCUGGGACGUCCAGAGCAAGCAGAGCAUCCGCACCAUCAACCAUAAAGGUCCGGUGAGCAACGCCUGCAUCAUGCUCGCUCCUGCCCACAUGUUUCUGUCCGAGAGCCGUCCGGCCGUGCCGCUCCCCCGCUUCAGCCGCCACCUCAACCCCACCGAGCAGCACGACGCCUCCGCCGCCGCCGGCAUGUGUGUGCGCGUGGGGACCAGCGCUCAGGUGCAGAGAGAAAGCUAUUAGGAAAAAACUGAUAGCCUAUAUCCCCUCCUGAGUGCGUGCGUGCGUGCGCGUAGUGUGUUCGGGGACGGAGAGAACACUAAAGUGCGAGUGUCGGAGCUGGAGGAGGAGGUGAAGACGCUGAAGAAGAUCAACAAGGACCUGUACGACUUCUCCAGCCAGCUGCUCAUCAAGCCCAGCUAGAGCUGGCCCGGAGCUGGCCCGGAGGACAGCCGGAACCCACACCCUCAUCAGGCCCCUCCAGAGACACUGGACUGUGCAGCCACCAGCAAAGACUGGACAGACCAUUCUCCCCUUUAUCCAGUUAGCUCAUGUGCAUCUGUCUCCGUCUGUCUGUCUGCUGGUCCAUGUCUAGCGUGUGUGUCUGGGUUUACGUUGUGUGUGUGUGUGUGUGUGUGUGUGUGUGUCUGGGUUUACUGUAUGUUUUACUGCAAGUAGAAACGUAUUUGGUUCUCAUGUACGCUGUAUAGUAUGUGUGGGAGACGGGUCAUUAAAGUUUUGUGUUUGCCAUAUAUACUCUAUGGUGUGUGUGUGGGAGACAUUACAAGUUGUGUUUGCCAUAUAUACUCCAUGGUGUGUGUGUGUAGGAGACAGGUCAUUAAAGUUUGUGUUUGCCAUAUAUACUCUAUAGUGUUUGUGUGGGAGACAUUACAAGUUGUGUUUGCCAUAUAUACUCUAUGGUGUGUGUGUGUGUGUGAGACAGGUCAUUAAAGUUUGUGUUUGCCAUAUAUACUCUAUAGUGUGUGUGGGAGACAUUAAAAAUUGUGUUUGUGACUAAGAUAAAGUCCCAACUCCACAUAUCUGCUGGUUUAUAAGUUGUGUUUGUGACUAAGAUAAAGUCCCAACUCCACAUAUCUGGUUUAUGAGUUGUGUUUGUGACUACUCCAUAUAUACUCUAUAGUGUGUGUAAAGUCCCAACUCCACAUAUCUGCUGGUUUAUAAGUUGUGUUUGUGACUAAGAUAAAGUCCCAACUCCACAUAUCUGGUUUAUGAGUUGUGUUUGUGACUACUCCAUAUAUAUUCUAUAGUGUGUGUAAAGUCCCAACUCCACAUAUCUGCUGGUUUAUGAAUUGUGUUUGUGACUAAGAUAAAGUCCCAACUCCACAUA
Alosa sapidissima (American shad) is the source of this 2264-nucleotide messenger RNA. It is a transcript of the gene wdr18, whose product is annotated as WD repeat domain 18. Gene Ontology annotation, cellular component: nuclear pre-replicative complex. NCBI's taxonomy places the organism in Eukaryota, Metazoa, Chordata, Actinopteri, Clupeiformes, Clupeidae. The transcript has 13 exons. Gene Ontology annotation, biological process: DNA-templated DNA replication; rRNA processing. Gene Ontology annotation, molecular function: protein binding. The record is from RefSeq and is a predicted model, not a curated record.